Messenger RNA from Aspergillus pseudonomiae, 2691 nucleotides. Its product is annotated as DUF3824 domain-containing protein. NCBI's taxonomy places the organism in Eukaryota, Fungi, Ascomycota, Eurotiomycetes, Eurotiales, Aspergillaceae. The record is from RefSeq and is a predicted model, not a curated record. The transcript has 2 exons. Bases 213 to 2039 code for a protein of 608 amino acids.
UCCUUCCCGUCCAUCAGCCUCUAACUAAGUCAUCCCUUUUUACCGUUACCUCUUCAUACACGGUUUCCAGCCUCCUCCGUACCCUCCCCCACUUUUGCAGCCCCUCAUCCGGCUUCACAUUCCAACAACUGAAUUCGCGACCCUACCUUCCGUUUUAUCCAUUACGAGGCAGUUCUUUAUUCUUUCUUUCAUAUUUGUCUACAAUUAUCCUCAUGUCAUACAUAUACAGAGAGCGUGAACGAGAACGCGACUGGGAUGAACCUCGUUCUCCAGUUACGAUCAAACGUUACGUCAUCUCCCCCGAAGAAGAGCGAGAGCGAGAGCGAGACGUUCUCUACCGACGCGAAGAUCCCUUGACUGGUGACCGAGAGAUGGUGAUUCGGCGGUCUACUGACCGGGAGGAGCCCGUCAUGCUUCAGCGUUACGAGCGCGAUGUUGACUACGAUUCCCGCAGCUAUGACUACCGUUCCGAGAGGGAUUAUUACGAACGUGAGUACAAAGAGCCUGAACAGCUCCAUCGCUAUGAUCCUACCCCCGUUGUCAUUCUUGAGAGACAACCAGUACUUAUGGUUGAAGCUCGAGGUCCUGUCUACGUCAACCCGCGGGAAUCCGACUAUGAGGUUGUCCAUCGCUCCGAAGUGGACCGAGAACCCGGGUACUAUUAUCAUCGCCGUGUUCGCGAAUAUGACAACGAUCGUCGUUUUCACCGUGAACUUAGCCCGAGCGACUCAGUGUCCCAGACUACCCGUCGUCGGGAUGACCGGGAUGAUCGCGACUAUAGCAGCGAUGAUAGCAUGGUCUACAUCCGCAAAGAGACCCGUGAGUAUGAUGACCACCCACACCAUCGACGUCAUCUUGCCGAGGGUGCUUUGGUGGGAAUUGGUGCUGCAGAAUUACUCCGCAGUCGUCGGAAAAAGGAAGGGGAAGACGUCUCGAGUGGUGUGGGUCGUCUCGGACGGGAUAUUGGUGCUGGUGCCCUGGGUGCUGUAGCAGUGAAUGCGGCAUCCCGAGCCAGAGAUUACUAUCGUAGCAAGAGCCGGCAUCGUUCGCACUCAUUUGACGAUGAUCGAAGCUCACGCUCGCAUCACCACCAUCAUCAUCACAGUCACAGCCACUCCCGUCGCAGCCGCAGCCGCAGCCGCAGCCGCUCUCAUUCUCAUUCCCGAGCGAGAACUUUGGCAGAACUUGGCCUCGGUGCUGCCGCUAUUGCUGGCGCCGUGGCCCUUGCUCGUAACAAAUCUAAAGAUGAGCGACGAAGCCGUUCUCGCCAUCGAAGUAGGUCCCGACACCACCGUUCAUCUUCUGUCGGGUCUGGAAGGACUACCGAUGGCGAAAAGCGCAGCGAGUCGCAACGCAGAAAGCAUAUGGCGGGCGCUGGCUUGGCUGGCGCUGCGGUGGCUGGUCUCGUGGAGAAGGCACGCAGUCGCUCCCGCUCUCGUAAGCGUGGAUCGCGAUCUCAUAGCAGGCUCAGGAAAGCCCUCCCUGUCGUAGCGGCUGGCUUGGGCACUGCUGCCGCCGCGGGGCUUUACGAAAAGCACAAGGAGAAGAAAGAAGAGGGCGAAGCUUCGCACCGCAGGGCACGAUCGAGAUCUCGAAGCAGGGCGCCAUCCGAAGUCUACCCUGACCCGACACGGGACUCGGCUGGUUUGAUCGAGUAUGGUCAGGAUCCGGUCCACGGAAGGAUCCCCACGGCAGACUACUACGGGCGGCCUACUAGUCAACAGGCUUAUUACUCUGAUGCUUCUGACCCGGCUGUGAGCGGCACGGGAUUUGGCUCGUCCCGACACCGUGGUCGCAGCAUUAGCCGCAGCCGCAGCCGGAGCCGUGGUGGAAGACACAGUGGUAGUCCGUCUGGGUCUGACAGCAGCGAUCGCAGAAGACGGCGAAGGAGACAAGAUAAGCAUCGUAGCCGGUCUCGUGACUUAACUGAGGCUGCUUUGGCCGCAACCGGCGUCGGUUAUGCGGCUCACAAGUAUUCGCAGCGGAGAGAGCGCAAGAAGGCGGAACAAGAGAGGGAAAGGCCAAGUGAGUGGCCGUAGCAGAUUGAGAGGGUCACAGUGUGGUCGUACUAAUAUCCCUGGAUCAGGUUUUGACGAGGACACACGCCAGGACUCGUAUGGCGAACCGUUUAGCCCUGAACCAUAUCAUCACACUGCUCUGCCUCCACAGCCGGUUGAACAGCAAUACUACCCUAAUACCAAUUAUUUCCCACCACCUCCGGGGUCCGCUCCUCGACCAGCUGGAAGCACAGCCCCGUACAACCCGGCUGAUUAUCCUCCUCCACCCGGCGCGGUUCCACCUUCGCAGCCAUAUGGCUAUCCUCCCCCUCCAGGACCCGAGUCAUUCGUGUCUCGCCCCCGCAGGGCAGAUGAGAAUGUGAGUGCUGCAUGGAACUCUUCCCCUCCCACUUCCCAAGCUCAUAUGGAUGAUGGUUUAAAUAUCCAGUCUCCGUCGAGGGCACCCCGUGCGAAGAAACGAAGAUCACGCGCUGCGAGUCAGUCGCCUCAGUCUAAGUCAGUUGCUUUUGAUCUCAGUUCAGAAGAUGGUCAACAACUGGACCCGGGCUAUGAAACUGACGAUAGCGAUUCGACGAUUGGUUCGAUAAGCGGGGUUCGUCGCCACGGGCACCGUCAGCACCAUUCUUCCAGAACGGAAUCAGAGAUUCAACACAUGGCAACCGAAAAGAAACCG